Messenger RNA from Xyrauchen texanus (razorback sucker), 1798 nucleotides. RefSeq names its product WD repeat domain 82 (gene wdr82). Gene Ontology annotation, molecular function: chromatin binding; protein binding. Gene Ontology annotation, cellular component: Set1C/COMPASS complex. NCBI's taxonomy places the organism in Eukaryota, Metazoa, Chordata, Actinopteri, Cypriniformes, Catostomidae. The transcript has 9 exons. The record is from RefSeq and is a predicted model, not a curated record. Bases 214 to 1155 code for a protein of 313 amino acids.
UCACUGCCUCCACCUUGUCUUCCGUAACCCCGUUCAUUGACGAAUUUUGUCGGCGGGCUUUUUUAACGUGACAUAAAUGCACAUCUGAGAACUCUUUUCAUUCAUAAAACAUUAAGAUACAUUCGCAAGGCACAUUACUGAUUAAGCAGACGCCGAUCUACUAAGUGUUUUAACUAUACGGUUCUUAGCGCCUGGCCAGGCAGAAAGGCCACAAUGAAACUCACAGACAAUGUGCUGCGUAGUUUCAGGGUUGCGAAGGUUUUCCGCGAGAAUUCGGACAAAAUCAACUGCUUUGACUUCAGUUCAAAUGGCGAAACGGUGAUAUCGAGUAGCGACGAUGACUCAAUUGUCUUAUACGACUGCCAGGAGGGAAAACCCAAACGGACCCUCUACAGUAAGAAGUAUGGCGUGGACCUCAUCAGAUACACACAUGCUGCAAACACUGUCGUCUACAGCUCCAACAAAAUUGAUGAUACCAUACGAUACCUGUCGCUGCAUGACAAUAAAUACAUUCGCUACUUUCCCGGGCACAAUAAGAGGGUGGUUGCUCUGUCUAUGUCUCCGGUUGAUGAUACAUUUAUAUCUGGCUCUCUGGAUAAAACAAUUCGUCUGUGGGACCUGCGCUCACCUAACUGUCAGGGCCUUAUGCACCUGCAAGGGAAGCCAGUGUGCUCAUUUGAUCCUGAAGGGCUGAUUUUUGCCGUAGGGAUAAACUCUGAGAUGGUUAAACUUUAUGAUCUACGCUCCUUUGACAAGGGUCCAUUUGCCACAUUUAAACUGCAGUAUGAGCGGACAUGUGAGUGGACAGGUCUCAAGUUCAGCAACGAUGGAAAGCUCAUUCUGGUCUCCACCAAUGGAGGAACACUAAGGGUGCUGGAUGCUUUCAAAGGAGCUGUGCUUCACUCUUUUGGCGGCUAUAACAACAGUAAAGGUGUGAUUUUGGAGGCCUCUUUCACGCCAGACUCUCAGUUCAUUAUGAUCGGAUCAGAGGAUGGAAAGAUCCAUGUGUGGAAUGCUGAGAGUGGGAUGAAAGUAGCACUCCUUGAUGGGAAGCAUACUGGUCCUGUCACCUGUCUACAGUUUAACCCUAAAUUCAUGACUUUUGCCAGUGCCUGUUCUAAUAUGGCAUUCUGGUUACCCACGAUUGAUGACUGAUGGGCAGUUGUCUGGAGUUCCGAAACAUUUGACUGCCACUGUGAUGUCUUUUUCCACCAGGUGGCAUCACAAACCCAUGUUAUGACACGCCGUGGCUGCUCACUGUAGGACUUUUUGAACUGUAAAUAGGUUGGCCUUUAUGCCAAGUUGUAUUUCUUUGUUAAUUUUAUAUCUGUAUCAUUAAAACUUGUUCUUUUGUAAAUCAUUGUAAAGUAAUCUUUUUACAUCUGUUUUAUUUUAAUUUUUUUCUCCAUGAGGUAGUUAAAAAGUGCUCUAUAAAAGAAGCGUGUACAAGAGGAAUAAUGUAAAACUUGUCUGCAGAACUGAUCUUCGUUAAUCAUAUUAUUCCAGAACUCAGUACCUGUAGAUUAAUUACCUUGUGUAGUCUGAGGAAAAGUCAAUGAAACAUUUUUAUUUUAUUUUGAAUGUGUUUAUACAACUUGGGGAAAACUGUCCAGACAUAGUGUUUUGAAGCUUUUGGGACACUUAACAUUUAUCAUAGCUGAAAUGUAACAUAAACUACCUGUGUGAUUAUUGCUUUUAUGCCUUUCUUUUACCCAGUUUUGCCUGUUUUCUGUAUUAUAGUCAUAUUUUGUAAUAUCAGCAUUCUACCAAAACACUUAUAAAACAGAAAUUCACACAA